Molecule: messenger RNA, 663 nt
Organism: Gastrolobium bilobum
Lineage: Eukaryota; Viridiplantae; Streptophyta; Magnoliopsida; Fabales; Fabaceae
Exons: 4
Coding region: 1-663 (220 amino acids)
Source: RefSeq, a predicted model, not a curated record
AUGUCGACGGUGAUUUCGAUUGUUGUUCGUCUAGAGCAAUGUGUCAUUCGAUUCCUUCACUGGGCAUUGUCAGAAUGCAUGACUCACCAGUUACUGGAAGGCAUAGAAGGCAAAGCAAAAGGGUCUAUUUAUAAGCUGGAUCUGAAUGAUCAUUUUGAUGUUGGACUCCUUGAUCGAUCUCACAAGGUGUUCCAUAGGGUGUUUUGGACAUUUAAACACUAUUAUGAUGCUUUUGAUUAUUGCAAGCCGGUAACCCAUAUUGAUGGUACCCACUUAUAUAGGAAAUAUCGAGGAAUGCUUUUGAUUGCUACAAUAGUUGAAGACAACAAUUAUGUCCUGCCAAUUGCAUUCAUAAUUGUUUUCGAGGAGAAUCUUGACAACUGGUCAUGGUUUUUGACAUUGAUUUGGAUACAUGUGACUCAAAAACAUGGAAUCUGUCUUAAUCUGAUCGACAUUCGGGAAUCUUGUCUGCAGUCACCAAAUUGGACUAGGAUGGCAUCCACCCAAGCAUACCAUGUCUUUUGCCUUCUCCAUCUCGGGACUAAUUUCAAUCACAAGUUCAAGAAUAUGAUGUUGAAAAAGCAAGUGAAGAAGUUAGGUUAUACAACCUCGCACUUAGACUUUGAUGCUGGAUUAGAAACAUUUAAAGAAGCAAGCCCGUAG